AUGAGUCAUCCUGUGCAGUUUGUUAAGGCUAGUAAUACUGAUGGUAGCCACCGGUUGGGUGGUCAAUAUUCCAUUCCUCAAGAUUUGAGAGAAAACCUCCAGGAAGAAGCCACACGUACUAGUGAAAAGGAGAAGGAUGUGUUACAAGAAAAGAUGGAAACCAAGACAGUGCACAAUAGAGAGGAUGAGUACCACAGAAAAAGAUUCGAUUUGAGGCUUGGACCUGGUCCAGACACAAAAGAAAUUACCUCCAAGGAAGAUACUCAAAACGCUGUGGUUCCAAGGAAAAGAAAAUCUCGAUGGGAUGUAAAAGGUUACGAACCACCUGAAGAAUCUCAGAAAACAUUUAGCGAAAAUUCCGACAACGUCUUAGUUGAUAUAGAAGGAGUUAAAGAUUUAAUGUUUUUCAAGCCUUCUGACCAUAAAUAUUUUGCUGAAAUUGUAUCCAAAAAACCUAUAGACGAAUUGAGCAAGGACGAGAAGAAAGAAAGAUCAUUCUUGAUGCUACUUCUGAAAAUUAAGAAUGGUAACACGGCAAGCAGAAGGACCUCAAUGAGACUUUUAACUGAAAAAGCAGUUACGUUUGGUCCACAAAUAAUAUUUGAUCGACUAUUGCCCAUAUUACUGGACAGGUCCUUGGAAGAUCAAGAAAGACAUCUAAUGAUCAAGGCCAUAGAUCGUGUUCUUUACAAACUGGGUGACCUAACAAGGCCUUAUGCGCAUAAAAUAUUAGUAGUGACGGCCCCAUUGCUGAUUGACGAAGAUCCAAUAGUUCGUUCCACUGGUCAAGAAAUCAUUACCAAUUUGUCCAUGGUUACUGGCUUAACAACCAUGCUCACGGUGAUAAGACCUGAUAUCGAGAAUGAAGAUGAAUAUAUUAGAAAUACAGCUGCUAGGGCAAUGGCUGUAGUGGCAAAAGCCCUCGGUGUUAAUCAAUUGCUUCCCUUCAUUAACGCAGCAUGCCAUUCGCGGAAAUCGUGGAGAGCAAGGCAUACAGGUAUAAAAAUUGUUCAACAAAUAGGUUUAAUCUUGGGAAUAGGUGUACUAAACCACCUUGCUGGUCUUAUAAGUUGUAUCAAGGACGGCUUAGUAGACGACCAUGUUCCAGUACGAAUCGUUACAGCGAAUACUUUAUCUACGCUGGCCGAAAACGCAUAUCCGUACGGUAUUGAGGCGUUCAACAUUGCGCUGGAGCCACUGUGGAAGGGUAUAAGAAGUCAUCGUGGUAAAGUCUUAUCUUCCUUUUUAAAAGCCGUUGGCUCUAUGAUUCCAUUAAUGGAUCCAGAGUAUGCUGGCUAUUAUACUACAGAAGCAAUGAGGAUAAUUAAACGCGAGUUCGACACACCUGAUGACGACAUGAAAAAAACUAUCCUUUUAGUGUUACAAAAAUGUAGUCGAGUUGAAUCUAUAACGUCAAACUUUUUACGGGAGGAAAUUGCACCAGAAUUUUUCCAAAAAUUUUGGAUCAGACGUGUGGCCCUAGACAAGCCAUUAAACAAAGUCGUUACAUACACGACAGUAGUGUUAGCAGAAAAGCUAGGCUGCUCGUAUGCCAUUGAUAAAUUAUUAAAACCAUUGAGGGAUGAAGCUGAACCAUUCAGAACAAUGGGAGUUCAUGCGGUUACAAAGAUAGUGAAUUUAUUGGGGACAGCAGAUUUAGAUGAAAGGUUAGAAACGCGACUUAUUGAUGCACUCUUGAUAGCAUUUCAGGAGCAGACGAAUAACGACUCUACAAUUUUCAAAGGGUUUGGGGCAGUUACUUUAUCGCUUGACAUUCGUAUGAAACCUUUUCUGGCACCUAUUAUAAGCACAAUUUUGAACCACUUAAAGCACAAAACUCCUUUGAUCCGUCAGCAUGCAGCUGAUCUGUGUGCGAUAUUGAUACCGGUCAUCAAAAACUGUCACGAAUUUGAAAUGUUGAAUAAAUUGAAUAUAAUACUGUAUGAAUCUUUAGGCGAAGUAUACCCAGAAGUUCUAGGUUCAAUCAUCAACGCAAUGCGCUGUAUUUCGAGUGUUAUGGUUAUAGAUAAUCUACAACCUCCAGUUAACCAGAUUUUACCUACUUUAACCCCAAUCUUGAGAAAUAAGCACAGAAAAGUUGAGGUAAACACUAUCAAAUUCGUCGGACUUAUUGCCAAGUUAGCACCAACCCAUGCUCCUCCCAAAGAAUGGAUGAGAAUAUGUUUUGAGCUAUUAGAACUAUUAAAAAGUACAAACAAGGAAAUAAGAAGAUCAGCAAAUGCAACAUUUGGCUUUAUUGCAGAGGCCAUCGGACCACAAGAUGUUCUUGUAGCUUUAUUAAACAAUUUGAAAGUUCAAGAACGUCAAUUACGUGUAUGUACAGCUGUUGCCAUUGGUAUUGUAGCUGAAGUAUGUGGUCCCUAUAAUGUUUUGCCGGUAAUUAUGAAUGAAUACACAACGCCAGAGACGAAUGUUCAAAAUGGUGUCCUUAAAGCUAUGUCGUUUAUGUUCGAAUAUAUUGGUGACAUGUCCAAGGAUUACAUAUACUUCAUUACGCCGUUGUUGGAAGACGCGCUCACUGAUAGAGAUUUAGUCCACCGUCAGACAGCCUCGAAUGUCGUAAGUCAUUUGGCUCUGAACUGUGCAGGUACUGGACACGAGGAUGCCUUUAUUCACCUACUAAAUAUUCUAAUCCCCAAUAUUUUUGAGACUUCACCGCAUGCUAUUUUGCGUAUUUUAGAGGGGUUGGAAGCAUUGAGUCAAGCGGUUGGUCCUGGUAUGUUCAUGAACUACAUAUGGGCGGGGUUAUUUCAUCCAGCAAAGACCGUAAGGAAGCCAUUCUGGAGAGUAUACAAUAACUUAUAUGUAAUGUAUCAGGACUCCAUGGUACCUUUUUAUCCUGUUACGCGGGACAACAAUGAACAGUAUGUAGAAGAGCUAGACUUAAUUUUAUAA
Saccharomyces eubayanus is the source of this 2916-nucleotide messenger RNA. RefSeq names its product U2 snRNP complex subunit HSH155 (gene HSH155). The record is from RefSeq and is a predicted model, not a curated record. The transcript has a single exon. NCBI's taxonomy places the organism in Eukaryota, Fungi, Ascomycota, Saccharomycetes, Saccharomycetales, Saccharomycetaceae. The coding region runs from base 1 to 2916 and encodes 971 amino acids. Gene Ontology annotation, molecular function: mRNA binding. Gene Ontology annotation, biological process: spliceosomal complex assembly. Gene Ontology annotation, cellular component: catalytic step 2 spliceosome; U2-type prespliceosome; U2 snRNP.